AUGGCGGCCGGUGUGGGUUGCCCACACACGAUGGCGGAAGUGGACGAGAUGAUCAAGUGUUUGCGCACCCGUGACCCCAAGGAGCUGCUAGACAACGAGUGGGAGGGUCACGGAGGGGUCGUCGACUUCCCCUUCGUGCCCGUCAUCGACGGCACUUUUCUAGACCAGAUGCCUUCCAAGUAUUUGGAGAGCAAGGAUUUCAAGAAGACGAACUUGCUUCUCGGGUCGAACUCGGAGGAAGGUUCGUUCUGGUUGCUGUACUUCCUGCCGUGGAAGUUCCAGAUGGAGUUUGGGUCCAAAGACGGCCUGAAGCGGCCGCCCGCCAACGUCCGGUUUAACAUGUCCGACUUCCGGCGUGCCCUCAACGACAUGUUCCGCGGCUACAGCAAAAUAGUCAAGGAAGCCAUUGCCUACGAGUACCUGGACUGGCUGAACCCGCGCGACACGUUGAAGCUGCUGGACUCGUUGGAUAAGAUGAUCGGGGAUUUCCACUUCACGUGUGCUGUGAACGAGCUGGCGUACCGGUACGCCGAGGCUCAACAGAACUCCGUGUACUACUACUACUUCACGCAGCGGAGCUCAGUGUCGCCCUGGCCGCCGUGGAUGGGCGUCCUUCACGCGGACGAGAUCGCCUUUGUGUUCGGCGAGCCCCUGAACCCGUCCAAGGGCUACCGCAAGGAGGACAUCCAGCUCUCGCGCCGCAUGAUGCGCUACUGGGCCAACUUUGCCCGCACUGGGUAUUCUCCUACGGAUAUCCCAUUUCCGGAUUCGCAUAUUAGUGAAUAUCCGGCAUCACUGUCCAGUGAAGAUGGCAGGAGAAAGCUCAGGGUCGGUCACAAACACAUACAUAAGUACACAAUGCCAUGUAGCCCUGUUUCCCGGGGGUUUCUCAGUGCCAUCAGGGCUACGAUCGACGUCGCAAUGUAA
Notodromas monacha is the source of this 927-nucleotide messenger RNA. The record is from the annotation of a GenBank genome assembly. Lineage: Eukaryota; Metazoa; Arthropoda; Ostracoda; Podocopida; Cyprididae.